UGUAAGUCCUCUCUUACAGACUGAAAAGUCUCUUGCUGUCUCAGUUAACGCGAGUGAUGAUGAGGAAAGACAUCUCGUGCCCGAGCCUGGACCCGAACUGCACGCGCAUCGUGGAAAGAAUGUCCUCGUGGAACAGAUCCGCAGUAAGCGCGUACCGGCUGGUGGAUUUAUCUCCCAUCACUACACCUGUUGCCAUGGUUGAGGAGUCUGUCUAUCCUUUCCCAACGGUGGACGUGCCUGAUCAUGCUCAUUACAUUAUUGGAGCUGUCAUCCUUACCGUUGGCAUCACUGGCAUGUUGGGCAACUUCCUGGUCAUCUAUGCUUUCAGCAGGAGCCGAACCCUCAGGUCACCUGCCAACAUGUUCAUAAUAAAUCUGGCCAUCACAGAUUUCCUCAUGUGUGCCACCCAAGCACCCAUUUUCUUCACCACCAGCAUGCACAAGAGAUGGAUCUUUGGAGAGAAAGGCUGUGAGUUGUAUGCCUUCUGCGGGGCUUUAUUUGGCAUCUGUUCCAUGAUCACACUCGUGGUCAUCGCCGUGGAUCGAUACUUUGUGAUCACGCGGCCAUUGGCCUCCAUCGGCGUGUUGUCUCAGAAGAGAGCUGUUCUGAUUCUUCUGGCAGCCUGGGUCUAUUCCCUCGGAUGGAGUCUACCUCCGUUCUUUGGUUGGAGCGCUUAUGUUCCUGAAGGGCUGCUGACCUCUUGCACCUGGGAUUAUAUGACAUUCACGCCCUCCGUGCGAGCUUACACUAUGCUGCUUUUCACCUUUGUGUUCUUCAUUCCUCUUAUCAUCAUCAUCUACUGCUAUUUUUUUAUUUUCCGGUCCAUUCGUAGAACCAAUGAGGCUGUGUGCAAAAUUAUUGGGGAUAACAAGCGAGACUCAAUUAAAAGAUUCCAGCGGCUGAAAAAUGAAUGGAAGAUGGCGAAAAUCGCUCUUAUUGUCAUUCUCAUGUAUGUCAUCUCCUGGUCUCCAUAUUCAACUGUGGCACUAACAGCGUUUGCUGGGUAUGCUGAUAUGCUCACGCCAUAUAUGAAUUCAGUACCUGCAGUUAUAGCCAAAGCUUCAGCCAUCCACAAUCCCAUCAUCUAUGCCAUUACACACCCCAAAUACAGGGUGGCCAUAGCGAAAUACAUUCCUUGUCUCCGCAUGCUGCUGUGUGUUCCCAAGCGUGACCUCCACUCCAUCCACAGUAGCUUAAUGUCCACACGCCGCUCCACUGUCACGAGUCAAUCCUCUGACAUCUCUGGAACCUUCUGCAGAACCAGCACUAGGAAAUUUCGGCUCUCGUCAGCCUCCGAUAGUGAAUCUGGCUGGACAGACACUGAGGCUGAUCUCUCCAGCAUGGGCUCCAGGCCAGCUAGCCGGCAGGUGUCGUGUGAUAUUAGCAGAGAUACUGCAGAGGUCACAGACUUUAAACCGUCUAACUCAUCUAGCUUCAAGUCUAAACUCAAAAGCCACGACUCAGGCAUCUUUGAAAAGAGCUCCUCUGAUGUGGAUGAUCCGGCUCAACCUGACCGUAGUUUCCCUCUAGCAGCUGGUGACAAUACAGAAAUGACCGUUUCGAGAGGUAUGAUUGGUCGGAUCCCCAGUAUUGUUGUCACUUCUGAGUCUAGCUCUUUCCUGCCCUCAACGCAGCCUAGCUACAAAAUCAGCCGUUCAGGUGUGUCCAAUGGCAGUGUGGGGUCAAAUUUCUCCACGAGAAAUUCUUCACAGCAGGGGGCAGUACAUCUCUCCAUCGCUGCUGAAACACCCGCUGUCCCUCAAUUAGAAAAGCCUUGCCCUCAGUAACCUAAUGCUUAUACCUCCUCAAAUGCUGUCUGACUCUUGCAUUCAAACUUUGUGUCAAUGUUAAGUGUUUUAUGAGUAAUCCUGUUCUUUGGUGUCGAAGUUUAGCAAUGAGAGCUGGCAAGAAACCAAACUGAUGUCUUGAUGUCUUCCUUUUAUGUUUGUAAUACAUUUUUAUCAUGAUUUUACCUCAGCUGUUGACUAAUAUCUUUGCUUCCCUUUUGAAGGGAAAAUUUAACAGGAUGUGAAUUAAUCAGAUAAAUGCUUAUUCAUGGAAAGUAUGACCAAGGGGAUUUGUUGUAUUGGAGACCUUUUCUUAUUCUGGUUGUUGAUGUCAAAUAGGCAGCAAUGAUCUUCACUUACAGAUAUCAGCUUAGUUUGUAUUUGAUUUAGUCUCAUGUACAUUAUAGAAAUACAUUUUCCUGAUACUUGUCUAUUUAUCUUCACUCAAAAAAAUGCUGGGUCAUAGGUUUAUUUAAACCAACCUGAUGGAUUUGUGAAAUGAACACAAAAGAAAAAAUGUAUAGCUCUGAAUAAAGUGUCUGUCAAAUGCAAAAAAUGUAAAGUAAAACAACCCAGCAUUUUUUUUAAAUGUGCCUGAAUGUUGGUUACUGUGGUCAUGUGUUUUGUUGUUGUAAAAGCUGAAAUGUUCUCCUCUUGGUUCAAUGACAGAACUGCAAUGACCUCUACUCCUUUGAUUUUUAUAUUCUCAAGUGAAUUUGCAAGCUUUUUUAGUUUUUCUCAGUAUUUAGUAAAUGUGUGUGUUUUUAAUAUGUGGUGCAACAGAACAUUAGAAAACCCUGAAAACAUCAGCAUUAGAAUGUGAACUCUUAUUUAAAUAUAUUAUCACUGUUUGCAAUUAACUAAGAACUCAUUCUUUGUUUUUAUGUUAUCGCAUUUUUGAAAAUAAUAACACAGCUAAUUCACCAUAAGGCAAACGACUUACUCCAGUGACUUCUGUCAUCUGUUUCUUGUGGCAACAGAUGUAAAUGGUUGUAGAGAUAAAAGGGUUUUUGUGUACGUGGCUUUGAAAAGAGGGAAUAUUAAACAGCACAUGCCCGCAGCGGAGACACAUCAUUAUCACUGUAAACACUGAAUAGUGCCAACAUGAGAGAAUUCGCAGCUUACGUCAUGAAUGCAGUGUAUGUCUCCAUAAAUCUAUCAAGUUAGCACCCUAAUGAAGAGUGCCCUCAUGCACAACAGCAUAUACUCCAAUAGUUCAACAGAACACCUCGCAAGACCUAUUUAAUGUUUAUUAUUGUGUAUUUUUAGCUUAAUUAAAAUGUACUUUUUAUGUUUAAACCGUUAUGUUGCCUUUUAUUCAAUUAUAUUUUUGUAGGUUGUACCCCAAAAGUGUUGGUGGCUGCUCUUCUAGAUAGUUUUAAAAGACACGUUUUAGCAAAUAAUUUUAUGACACUUAGUGGUUUGUGUUUUCCUGGCUUUUUUCUAGAAUACAAAGCAAUUUUUGCAAGUAUUUGUAGUCUAUGCACUGUUGUAGAUAGUCUUAGAUCAGAGUGAAUAUUAUUGUUAAUGUGUAUACUUUAAA
This is a messenger RNA of Triplophysa rosa, 3330 nucleotides long. RefSeq names its product opsin 4a (melanopsin) (gene opn4a). Gene Ontology annotation, biological process: visual perception; G protein-coupled receptor signaling pathway. Gene Ontology annotation, molecular function: G protein-coupled receptor activity. NCBI's taxonomy places the organism in Eukaryota, Metazoa, Chordata, Actinopteri, Cypriniformes, Nemacheilidae. The transcript is spliced from 11 exons. Bases 57 to 1787 code for a protein of 576 amino acids. Gene Ontology annotation, cellular component: membrane. The record is from RefSeq and is a predicted model, not a curated record.